GGAGCCAGUGGCGGCGGCGGCGGCGGCGGCGGGAGCGGCGCCCGAGUCCGGCGCGCACCCACCAUCAUGCCGACGGUGGCGGAGCUUUACCGUAACUACGGCAUUCUGGCCGACGCCACGGAGCAAGUGGGACAGCACAAAGAUGCCUAUCAGGUGAUCUUAGAUGGUGUGAAAGGCGGCACCAAGGAAAAAAGAUUAGCAGCACAGUUUAUUCCAAAAUUCUUCGAGCAUUUCCCCGAAUUGGCCGAUUCUGCUAUUAAUGCACAGCUAGAUCUUUGUGAAGAUGAAGAUGUGUCAAUCAGACGACAAGCGAUUAAAGAACUCCCUCAAUUUGCUACUGGAGAAAACCUUCCCCGAGUGGCAGACAUUCUGACCCAACUUCUGCAAACAGAUGAUUCGGCAGAAUUUAGUCUGGUGAACAAUGCCCUGCUGAGUAUAUUUAAGAUGGACGCCAAAGGGACUUUAGGGGGCUUGUUCAGCCAGAUUCUUCAAGGGGAAGACAUUGUCCGAGAACGAGCAAUCAAAUUCCUUUCCACAAAACUUAAGACUUUGGCAGAUGAAGUCUUAACAAAGGAAGUAGAAGAACUUAUAUUAACUGAAUCUAAGAAGGUCCUUGAAGAUGUGACAGGUGAGGAAUUUGUCCUCUUCAUGAAGAUACUCUCUGGGUUAAAAAGUUUACAGACAGUCAGUGGAAGACAGCAGCUCGUUGAAUUAGUGGCCGAACAAGCUGAUUUGGAGCAGACUUUCAACCCAGCAGAUCCAGACUGUGUGGACAGACUUUUACAGUGCACAAGGCAGGCAGUACCACUCUUCUCUAAAAAUGUUCAUUCCACAAGGUUCGUGACUUAUUUCUGUGAACAUGUUCUGCCCAAUCUCAGCUCUUUGACUACCCCAGUGGAAGGCCUUGAUAUACAGUUAGAGGUAUUGAAACUACUUGCGGAGAUGAGUUCAUUUUGUGGUGACAUGGAAAAAUUAGAAACAAAUUUAAAGAAACUAUUUGAUAAAUUGUUGGAAUACAUGCCGCUCCCUCCUGAAGAAGCUGAAAAUGGAGAAAAUGCUGGCAAUGAAGAGCCCAAGUUGCAGUUCAGCUAUGUGGAAUGUUUGUUGUACAGUUUUCACCAGCUGGGCCGAAAGCUUCCGGAUUUUUUGACAGCUAAGCUGAAUGCAGAAAAACUGAAAGACUUCAAAAUCAGGCUGCAGUACUUUGCCCGAGGCUUACAGGUUUAUAUCAGACAACUUCGUUUGGCUCUUCAGGGGAAAACAGGUGAAGCCUUAAAAACAGAAGAGAACAAAAUUAAAGUUGUAGCUUUGAAAAUAACGAACAACAUCAAUGUUUUAAUCAAGGAUCUCUUUCACAUUCCUCCUUCUUACAAGAGCACAGUGACUUUGUCUUGGAAGCCGGUACAGAAGGCUGAGAUGGGUCAAAAGAGGACAAAUGAAGAUACAGCUUCAGGUUCACCACCCAAAAAAGCUGCAGCAGGACCAAAACGGGAUGCUAGACAAAUAUAUAAUCCUCCUAGUGGAAAAUACAGCAGCAAUCUGGGCAACUUUAAUUAUGAGCAGAGAGGGGGCUUCAGGGGAAGUAGAGGUGGCCGAGGUUGGGGAGGACGAGGAAAUCGUAGUCGGGGAAGACUCUACUGAAUACAUCACAUUCUUCAGCGCUGUCACAAGCUUAAAACACUCUUAAACUACCACUCAUUGGGUUGCUGGGAAUAGCCCUUUAAAGACUGCUGCCUUCAGGUAAAGACUUCAAUGUUCUUUAUACCUUUGUAUGUCUUGAUCUACUUUUCUAACGGAAUACAGACGUGUCCAACAAGAAAUCACAGCUGUAUUUUUGGAUGCUUUGUCAGC
Gracilinanus agilis (Agile Gracile Mouse Opossum) is the source of this 1851-nucleotide messenger RNA. RefSeq names its product apoptosis inhibitor 5 (gene API5). Lineage: Eukaryota; Metazoa; Chordata; Mammalia; Didelphimorphia; Didelphidae. The coding region runs from base 67 to 1641 and encodes 524 amino acids. The transcript is spliced from 14 exons. Gene Ontology annotation, molecular function: RNA binding. Gene Ontology annotation, cellular component: nucleus. The record is from RefSeq and is a predicted model, not a curated record. Gene Ontology annotation, biological process: negative regulation of apoptotic process.